Molecule: messenger RNA, 2216 nt
Organism: Priapulus caudatus
Lineage: Eukaryota; Metazoa; Priapulida; Priapulimorpha; Priapulimorphida; Priapulidae
Product: zinc finger protein 345-like
Exons: 8
Coding region: 210-2216 (668 amino acids)
Biological process (GO): regulation of DNA-templated transcription
Molecular function (GO): RNA polymerase II cis-regulatory region sequence-specific DNA binding; DNA-binding transcription factor activity, RNA polymerase II-specific
Source: RefSeq, a predicted model, not a curated record
CAAAGGACUAGUCUUGUGUUUGCGCCAGCGUACAUGGAGGGACAAAGACCACAAACUCAAUUAGUCGAUAUUCAACCCCUCAGACGCUGGCUGAGCCACAGGUGUAGUCGUAAGCACGUUUCCAUGAUGUGGUUGAUAUGAGUUUCAGCUGAUAUAAAAUUGAGCGCACGCACGCACGUACGCACGCACGCGCGCACGUACGCGCGGCGAUGGAUGCAGUCGACCCGGCGAGCGGCACAGACAAGGACGAGGACUCGUCUUCCUCUUCGCAAGCUUCCUCCGCCGAGCAAGACGACGAGCGAGAGUCCGACGCAAAGGUGAACGGAGAAGAAGAAGAGGAAGAGGAAGAAGAAGACGACGACAGCGAGGCAGACGUAAAGAGCGGUCUUUCUGACGCAGACGAGGAGAGCAACGCAGACAUCGAAGAGGAAGAAGACGAGAAGAGUGACGAAGAAGAGGAGGAGGAGGAGGAGGACGGUUCGUGCGAGACCGACGCGAGUUCGGGUAGAGCGGCAGCAGCGGCGGUGGUGUACGCACACAGAGUAGGUGGCACUGACCACUGUAACUUGGCUGACACUGACAGGUCCGAUAUUGCUCCAGCAAAGGGUCUCUUCAGCAUCUUCGGUAAGCAAAAGCACCAAUCUAAACGAAAGAAACGGAACAUUGAGCGUAAUAUCCAAAAGAUCAUGAAAAUGAAAGAGUUAGCAGACCAGGAUGAAAGUAUGGAGGAUGGAGAUCCCCAUUCACAAGGUGAGUCUGGUGAAGCAUCUACUAGCAAAGGUACCGUCAAAGAAGAGAUGGAAUCUGAAAGUAGUUCCGGAGUGGAAAGCGAAGACGCUUCGGACGAAUCUCCCGGAAUGAUGCAGCUGCCGCAGGAGCUGCUGAACUUCCCGGACGUGGCGGCGGCGGCCGCUCUGCUGAUGAAGCACGAGGAUGAAGCUGAGUCGGCUGGCAACAUCCCGUCCCUGCCUCCCCAUGGCGCGCCGACGCUGCUGAAGGCGGCCACGCUCGGUGACCUGGGUCGCGCCGCCGCCGGUCCCGCCGCCGGUCCCGCCAAGUACAGCUGCCACAUCUGCGGUCACGAGCAGUCGACGCGCAAGGACUACCUGCUGCACCAGCGCGCGCACCGGCAGGAGUACACCUACCACUGCCGGCUGUGCGGCGCCGCCUGCUUCACCGCGCGCCGCCUCGAGGAGCACAUGGCGGCGGAGCACGUGGACGCGGCGGCGAUCCCUUGCCGGCUGUGCGGCGCCGAGUUCCGCUCGUACGCGGGGCUGAAGCACCACGAGAUGCUGCUGCACCGGCCCGCGGGAGCGCACACGUGCGACGCGUGCCUGAAGUCGUUCCGCACGCGCGCCGACCUGCGGAGACACGAGCGCGCGCACGACCGCCAGUUCGUGUGCGCGACGUGCGGCAAGCAGUUCGGCUUGCUGCAUCACCUGCAGGUUCACGAGGCGAUGCACCGGGACGCGUACGAGUUCGCGUGCUCGCACUGCGACUACGCGAGCAAGUACAAGAGUUCGCUGCGACGGCACGAGGAGAAGCAGCACGGAGCGUGGCGCACCGCCGAGAAACCCUGCGUGUGCAUCUUCUGCGGCAAGGAGUACAGCCUCGUGACGGCGCUCAACCGCCACCAGGAGACCUGCACGGGGCCGUCGAUGCCGAAGAAAAGCGCUGGCGGCGGAGGCACGGCGGGAGGAGCGGGAGGAGGGGGAGCGGGAGCGGGAGGAGGAGGAGGAGGAGGGGAGGAGCCGGGGGCGGUCGUCGCGGCGGACGGGACGCCGCUGAAGACGUACGCGUGCUACGUCUGCAACAAGCUGUUCAAGUCGAAGUCGGACUGCAAUCGGCACGAGCGCGCGCACCUGCGGCAGUUCACGUGCGCCGUCUGCGGCCGCGAGUUCGGCUUCAAGCACCACCUGCAGAACCACAUGGCGAUCCACUCGGACGAGAUCCGGUUCCCGUGCCCGCACUGCGAGUUCGCGUCCAACUUCAAGUCGGCGCUGCGGCGCCACGUCGAGGUGAUGCACAACAAGGCGGAGCGCGCCGAGAAGUCGCGCAUCUGCAUGUUCUGCGGCAAGGCGUUCUACCUCGAGUCGACGCUGAAACGCCACCAGAAGAACUGCCGCGGCCCGAAGGAGGAGCCGCGUCCGGAGCCGGUGCGCGAACACGGAGAGAUGGAUUUUGCAUCAUUCCUUGAUAAUAACGGAAAGUCCUGA